This is a messenger RNA of Caenorhabditis briggsae, 1245 nucleotides long. RefSeq names its product Protein CBR-FUT-6 (gene Cbr-fut-6). The record is from RefSeq and is a predicted model, not a curated record. Lineage: Eukaryota; Metazoa; Nematoda; Chromadorea; Rhabditida; Rhabditidae. Gene Ontology annotation, molecular function: alpha-(1->3)-fucosyltransferase activity. Gene Ontology annotation, cellular component: membrane. The transcript has 10 exons. The coding region runs from base 1 to 1245 and encodes 414 amino acids.
AUGAAAAAUCCCAGACGAGCCCUGAUGAGCCAAAAAACGGGCGGUGCCACGUGUACAUGGAGAUACCUGGGACGAUUUCUGACAGUUGGUCUCUAUAUAGCUGUUGCGGUUUUCCUAUGGUACACACUGGUACCCACAAGGAGUAUGGGGCACAAAGAACAGGAACCCAUAUCCCUGAAUUCCAAAGAUGUCAAGCCUAAAUCAGAUUCCGAAAAAGCAGUAGUUGAUUCCGAAAAAGCAGUACAUGCGACAAAAAAUGUGGUCAUUUAUGCAGCGACAAACUUUUUUGGCCAUCCAAUCACGACUGAACGAUUUUUGGCCACAUGUCCUGAUGUGCAGAACUAUUGCCGCAUCACACAACACGAAUCCGAGUUCGACAACGCUGACGCAGUACUAUUCCAUAAUGCGGAUUAUAGAGGACCAAGUGAAAAGCUGAAAAAGAUGAAGUCCCAGAGAAAACCUGGCGUUCCAUACGUUCUUUGGUCGUUGGAGAGUCCUAGUAAUGAUAAUUUCCGUCCGGAGAGCCACAUGAUCAAUUGGACCAUGACUUAUAGAACAGAUGCGGACGUUUGGGCACCAUAUGGUACUAUGGUGAAGAGGAAGACACCAGUGGAAAUCGACCUUAAUGCAAUUUGGGAGAGCAAAAAGAAAAGUGCCACGUGGCUCGCAUCAAAUUGUUUUACACCGAAUCGUAGAUUCGAUCUGAUUAAGAAAAUGGUUGAUAAGGGGUUUGAGAUUGAAAUCUGGGGGAACUGUGGAAAACAAGCACCACAGUGUAGCGGAGUUGACAAUCAGGAAUCACCGUGUGUACUGGAAUUGAUAAAACCCUAUAAAUUCUAUAUCUCAAUGGAAAAUUCGAACUGCAAAGAUUACGUCACAGAAAAGUUCUGGAAGGCUCUAAACGACCGAAUGGUGGUCCCAAUAGUGUUGUCAAGGCAGUAUUAUAAGAACUUGAAUGUUGUCCCAGACUCCGCCUACAUCGCUGUGGACGACUUUGCUACCUUUGACGAGUUUAUGACUCAUAUUAAGAAAGUUAACAGUGAUAAGGACACCUACCUAAGCUACCACACAUGGAGGAAAGAUUAUCAAAUCAUCAUUGGAAGUGGAUUCUCGGGAUGGUGUACACUUUGUAACAAACUUCAGGAUAAGGAAUACAUUUUGAAACAUCCAAAAUCCUAUAAAGAUGUGGCAUGGUGGCAUUCUUACGAUAUAUGUAACAAUCAGAUAGCUUCGAAGUACUUGUAA